Cercocebus atys (sooty mangabey) is the source of this 2581-nucleotide messenger RNA. Its product is annotated as putative golgin subfamily A member 6C. The record is from RefSeq and is a predicted model, not a curated record. Gene Ontology annotation, cellular component: Golgi cis cisterna; Golgi cisterna membrane; Golgi apparatus. Gene Ontology annotation, biological process: Golgi organization; spindle assembly. Lineage: Eukaryota; Metazoa; Chordata; Mammalia; Primates; Cercopithecidae. Bases 143 to 2188 code for a protein of 681 amino acids. The transcript is spliced from 16 exons. Gene Ontology annotation, molecular function: protein binding.
CUUUCCCUUUCAUCUUUCUCAUUGACCAAUGGGCUUGAAGAAUUAAGGCCACGCCCCCAUUCUGCAUUCUAGUGGGGCCCUGGUUACGCCUCCUCUGGCUCAGUCACACAGCCGCCUGGUAGGUGACUGGAGGUGUUCGCUGAUGUGGCCCCAACCCUGCCUCCCUCCCCACCCCAUGAUGUUAGAAGAGACUCGACAGAGUCAAUUGGCAGCAGCCAAGAAAAAGCUAAAAGAAUAUCAGCAGAGGAACAGCCGUGGUGUUCCAGCAGGAGCGAAGACAAAAAAGAAGAAAACUGGCAGUAACCCUGAGACAACCACUUCUGGUGGUUGCCACUCACCUGGGGAUAAACAACAGAAGAAACAAGUGGAACAUCAGCUGGAAGAAGAAAAGAAAGCAAACAAUGAAAUACACAAAGCACAGACGGAGCAGUUAGAGACAAUCAACAUCCUCACGCUGGAAAAGGCAGACUUGAAGACCACCCUUUACCAUACUAAACGUGCCGCCAGACACUUCGAAGAAGAGUCCAAGGAUCUGGCCGGCCGCCUGCAAUCCUCCUUACAGCGUAUUCAAGAAUUGGAGCGGGCUCUCUCUGCUGUGUGUACACAGCAGCGGGAAGAGGACAGGUCCUCCAGCCGCAGUGAAGCAGUCCUCCAGCGUCAGUUACAGCAGACCAGAAAGGAGCGGGCGCUGCUGAACGCACACGUGACACAAGUGACAGAGUCACUUAAAAAAGUCCAGCUGGAGAGAGAUGAAUGUGCUCAACAUAUAAAAGGAGAGAGGGCCCGGUGGCAGGAGAGGAUGCGGAAAAUGUCGGUGGAGGCUCAUGCAUUGAAGGAGGAGAAGAAGCGUGACAUACAUCGGAUACAGCAGCUGGAGAGGAGCUUGUCCGAACUCAAACACCAGAUGACUGAGCCCCCAUCCCUGGUGGACCCAGCAGGGACCUCUGAGGUGGAACAGCUACAAGAUGAGGCCAAACACCUGAGGAAGGAGGUGGAAAGUCUGGAGGGAAAGCUCCAAUCCCAGAUGGAAAAAAAUCAGGUCUUGACUCUCCUGAGCAAGGAACAAAAGGAGAGACUCCAGGAGCAGGAGGAGAGGCUCCGAGAGCAGCAGGAGAGGCUUCAAAAGCAGGAGGAGAGGCUCCAAGAGCAGGAAGAGAGGAGGUUGCGGGAGGAGGAGAGACUGUGUGAGCAAAAGGAGAGGCUUCAGGAGAAGCAGAAGAGGCUGGGGGAGCAGGGUGAGAGGCUGCGAAAGGAGGAGGAGAGGCUGCGAAAGGAGGAGGAGAGGCUGCGAAAGGAGGAGGAGAGGCUACAAAAGCAGGAAGAGAGGCUGUGGGAGAAGGAGGAGAGGCUGCGAAUGCAGGAGGAGAGGCUCGCGCUCUCCCAGAUGCACAAGUUCAACAAGCAGCUGGCCGAGCCACAGUGCAGCUUUGAGGAUCUGAACAACGAGAACAAAAGCACACUGCAGUUGGAGCAGCAAGUAAAGGAGCUGCAGGAGAAGCUGAGCAAGGUGAAUGAGAUGCAGCUGACCUCUGAGAAGCAGGAGCCGCACAGGCAGUUACUGCUGCAGACCCAGCUUGUGGACCAGCUGCAGCAGCGGGAAGCUCAGGGCAAAGCGGUGGCUGAGAUGGCCUGCCAAAAGUUGCAGGAGACCCAGGAGAGGGAGUCGCUGAGGACAGGGCCCCGAGGGGGACGACCUGGAUUCAUCCAGCUCUCUGGAGCGACAGAUGGCAUGAGAGAGCACAUCACGGUAUAUGAGAGCCAGGGGGCAGAGCCAAACACUCAGCACAAGGAGGAGGAAGCCAGCAGGCUGGCCCAGAACGAGGAGGAGAUGAAGGUGAAGCUGCUGGAGCUGCAAGAUAUGGUGUUGCCGGUUGUGGGCGACCACGAGGGGCAUGAGAAAUUCCUCCCUGCUGCCCAGAACCCUGUUAAUGAGCCCGCUCCAGGGGCCCCAGCCCCCCAGGAACUUGCGGCUGCAGAGGAGCGGGGUGAUUUUCAGGACAGCGUGGAGCCUGCACCGGGACAGGCCAGGGAGGGUUCUCCCUGUGACAAUCCCACUGCACAGAAGAUCCUGCAGCUGCUUCCUGUAAUGCAGGACACCCAGGAGCACCCAGGCUUGGCCACCAAACCCUGCGUGCCAUUCUUUUACCGGGCAGCCAAGAACAGGAAGAUAAACAUCAUCAUCAUCUGAGAGCUAGUCAAGAAAUUUAAAAACAACAACCAAAAUUAUGGGGUUAAUCCCCUACACAAUUCAUCUACUUCAUUGGAAUGUUAGAGCCACUCAUGUUUAUUUAUGUUUCUAAUUUACAGUUUAAAUUUAUUUAUAAAAAGUUAAGGGAGAGUGGGUCUUUCCCUGAUGUUCACUCUGGCAUCCGUUAGCAUUUUUGUUUUUAAUUGAUAAUUGUAGGUCAUUAGCUCACAUAUCGAGUUUGCCCUUACAUGGUGGGAGUUCAAACACACAAAGAUCCACUAUUUGCACAAAACUAUUUUUACUGGUUUGGAAUAGGCUGCCCUGCUUUUUAAAUGUUAUUGCAGCAUGUAUAUUCAUUACAGAAUUCAGAUAAAAUUUGCUUAUGUUCUGCUA